Messenger RNA from Wyeomyia smithii (pitcher-plant mosquito), 3417 nucleotides. It is a transcript of the gene kermit, whose product is annotated as PDZ domain-containing protein GIPC1. Gene Ontology annotation, molecular function: protein binding. The record is from RefSeq and is a predicted model, not a curated record. NCBI's taxonomy places the organism in Eukaryota, Metazoa, Arthropoda, Insecta, Diptera, Culicidae. The coding region runs from base 1105 to 2175 and encodes 356 amino acids. The transcript is spliced from 6 exons.
CUGCUAGCAAACAUAACGGUCUCAAGCGCCGAACCACUCGCAAGUGUGCCUCUAUACUGAAGCUCAUUUUCUCCGCCGGUCGGAACUUUCUCGCGUCACGACUGUGGAGGGCUCUCCGCGAUCCCGCUCCGGACUGGAUUUCCUUUUGCUAUCUAGAGUUCAAGUGCAAGAUUUGUGCGGAUCGCCAUCGUGGGACGGUGUGGAAUUCAUUGAACUUUCUCGCAUCAAUCAGCUAGCAGUUGCAGAGAGGGGCCAACAGGCAGUACACAGCUCAACUGAACUGAGCGAAGGGGGCCCAAAGCGCAGCAGUGUGUUCCCGUUGUUCCGGGAUUUGAAAUUGUAAUUGAUCAAAACCCUAGCCUAGAGAAGAGUGCUGCUUUUGGAGUGAUUUUCCCGUAGUGUACAAAUCUAUAUUGUGUGACCUUCUUUUUUGUGUGUGAUUGAAAUUUAUUGCCUUCCAGCGGGCGGAAGUCAUCCAAGUGUGCAGUGAAUUUAUUUGGUUGGUGAAGGGAAUUUUUGCUUUGUACAUACAAAAAAAUGUGACGCUUUAUUUUCCUAUUCCGAACGAAUAGUUUUCUUAUCACUCAGGGUCUUAUCGGGCGAAAUUCAAGUGUAUAUAAAAUUCCCGUUGCUCAAACAGUUUGAUACGACUUUCAGUGCUAGUGUGUCAGCACACGAUUUUGUUAUCAGUAAGAUUGUCGGGCAGUGUUGGUGAAAGAUAAAAAUACAUGCUCGUAAUUAUCACCUCGAUUUUUUUUUCACCGUAAUUGUUCUGGAUGAAAAGGGGUUUCGGAUUCGCAGGUAGUGUGUGGCUAGCCGCAGAAGUAAUUGAUGAGGUGGUCGGUCUCGUUAUCUGUUUGAAUUUUUGAAGCAAGUGCCAGUGCAUUAGAUUGUACCGUUUUUCACCUAAAAAGUGGAAACGAGCCGAGAAGGAAGAAAAACCCCGUGAAGCAAACCUAUACGAGGUGUGCAUGUGUGUUUGUGUCUUGGCUACCAAAGCAAACCAGUAAGCGGGAAGAAGACCCCAAAAGUUUUCUCUGGAUUAAUUUGGAACUCGGUUUGAUUACUCUCUUGGCGCGAGUGCAGCCAAAGCAAACACAUCAAAUGCCUUUGUUCAAUAAGAAGAGUGCAAAAAUCUCUAACCCAUCCCCUCCCAUGACGAAAGAUCCCCAUCACUUGCAUCAUCAUCUGGGUCAUAACAACAACAACAACAAUAGCGGCGGCGGCUACGACAACAACAACAGCAACUACAAGAAUCCACCGACCGCGAUGCCCACGGCGCCCCACAUCGACGACCUGAAUGGCAGCCACGAGAGCAGCGUUACCAAGCCGCAGCUCGUCUUCAAUUGCCAGCUGGCCCACGGCAGUCCGACCGGAUUCAUCACCGGAUUUGCCAGCGUUAAGGAACUGUACCAGAAGAUUGCCGAAUGUUACGACUUUUCCAUGGACGAGAUCCUAUUCUGCACGCUGAACUCUCACAAGGUCGACAUGAGCAACCUGCUGGGCGGUCAAAUCGGCCUUAACGAUUUCAUCUUCGCACAUAAAAAGGGCCGACCCAAGGAGGUGGAAAUCGUGAAGUCCGAAGAUGCACUUGGUCUUACCAUCACCGACAACGGAGCUGGGUAUGCCUUUAUCAAGCGGAUCAAAACCGGAAGCGUGAUCGAUCGGAUUCAACACAUUCAGGUCGGUGAUCACAUCGAGAAGCUGGAUGGGGUGAAUGUGGUUGGCAAGCGACACUACGAAGUUGCUCGUAUGCUGAAGGACAUCCCAACCGGAUCGACAUUCACGAUCCGGUUGGUUGAACCCAUGAAGAGCGGUUUCCAGGGAAUCGCGCCACGCAAAGGAGGUGCGAAACAAACCAAGCCAGGCUAUGGAAGCGGCAAGGAGACACUUAGGUUUAAGUCGAACGGCAACGCAGCCAUUGAAGACGAGCACGACGAUGUAACGCAGUGUGGAAUAGAUGCCAUCAAUUCUCUGCUAGAUUCGUUCAUGGGAAUCAACGACACCGAACUAGCGACACAAAUCUGGGACCUAGGGAGCAAUAAAACCAACUCGAUGGACUUCGCCGAAGCUAUCGACGCAUCCGAUCUGGAAGCUUUUGGAUUCACCGACGACUUCAUCAUCGAGCUGUGGGGUGCUGUCACUGACGCCCGGCAAGGGCGUCACAAAAGAUAAGCCUUUCGUAUGAUGGGUAAAUAGACAUCAAUUGCCUGUGUAUACUUAAACCCGCCACGCAUCCUACUAUUAUACAUAUAAAACGAUAAUUGUAAAAUCACCGUACUGAUGAGUGGAGAUGCGUUUGGAAAUUUAAGCUUCUCUUGCUUGCCGCGUCACGAGAACGUCGGCCGCCGGUGAUUUGCCCUAAUUAAUAGCAUUUAAAUACAUUCUUUAUGAUGAGAAGCAAGAUCAAACAAUAGCAGUUUAUUUCGAUAUCGCGAAAGAUUCUAGAGUAGAGCUGACGACAGAUGGCAUAGUCGUCUGUUGUGUGACUAAUUGAACGAUAAAUAGAUGGUGUGGUAAUCAAACAGAAUAGAUAUGGAAUGUGAAUCAAGUGAUAUGAGUAAUUUUAAAUAAUUUAAUCUAUUUACGAUCAAAAGUGUACUUACAAAAAAACAUAAAAUAAAACAAUGGUGACUGAACCGCCGUUCUGCAGUGGGAGAACUUGAGUCAAGUAGAAAAUUAAAAGAAAUGUGGUGUUAUUUUAGCAAGAGAAAAAAACUCUACUGUUAAGCUCUGUAAAACUAGGCGAUUAUUAAGAUUAUCGUUUAAUUAAAAAUAUCAUUAAAAAUGCGGUAUUGUUCCUGAAGAUAACCCUCGUGAAGAAUUCAACAAUCUUAGGUUAAAGCUUGCCAGUAACCCCUGAUUAUUGGCACGGACUUUUUCAAAAGAACUAUCGUUUUGUAUUUCCAAAUUUCGUGAAAUUCCUAUAAUUCGAUAGGAUCGUUUUUGCUCGUGAAGUUUUGCUUAGACAAACAGUACCCAUAAUAUUAUUUUAAAAUUAUCAAAAUUUCGCUUUUCGUUAAUUUUUCUAUAAAGGAAAGUAUAUGAAUGCUUUCCGUUGAAUUUUCGUUAAUAUGAAUUUGAUGUGUGGAUUUUGUUUUUCGAGUGUGAAUUUCUCGGUAUUGUAAAUUUUGCACUAUUUUGCUGUUACAGAUGAUAUACACUCAUUCCUAAGAAUAGAAUAAUUAAAUGAGGAACUAAUUUUUUAUUUUUUUAUUCAAUUAGGCUAUCGAUAAUUGCAACAAAUGAUAAUUAACUGCUAAAAAUUUAAGAAACAAAAUUUCUAAAAUCCUCUUUAGCCAUGCGCCUCCAUAUUAUUAUUUACUGUAGAAGCCUUGUCAGGGGUAAUCAGCAGUAAAUUUUGACGUUUCAGAAGAAUUUUCUCGAUUAACACGUAAGCAAUUUAUUUUUGUAAAA